GCGCACUUGUACCUACUGAUCCGCCCACGCAAAGCUCGCCGCUGAAACAAAGCUCGGCGUUCCUUCUCCCCUGUGUUCAGUCCACGCGCGAUCUUCCAAUUGGAAACACCUCCAGUUAAAAAAGGAUUACAUUUAUUUUCAAAAGUGCAACAUUGUGCAACGACAUCUAUUUUUUUGUUCAGACAGAUACAUCUGCUACAAACCACGAUGUCUCAGCAAAACACACAGUUGCAAGCUGGUCAGCAGGUUAUCAAGAAGACCAUGGACCAAGUGAUGGAACAAAGGGAAACUACAGAGAAAGUGACUGUACAGGCCAAGCAAGAGUUCCGCGAAAGUUACCAGGAGAGCUAUGAAGAAGAAUUCGAGGAAGAAACUUUCAUCGAUGAAUUCGGAAAUGAAUCUACAAAGAGAGUGGAAUCUAGCAGUGAAAGCAAAGAACACUCAAAAAGUGCUGACGUCAGAGUGAAAGCUACGGGUCUGAAUGCAGAGCAGAUGAAGGCACUUACGAACAGCGCGAACCAAGCUGGACAGCUAGCACUGGACUCAAAAGCUGCCAACUGAAACAUGUAAAUAAUGCAAUUUUCCCC
Hyposmocoma kahamanoa is the source of this 587-nucleotide messenger RNA. RefSeq lists its product as uncharacterized. The transcript has 2 exons. The record is from RefSeq and is a predicted model, not a curated record. The coding region runs from base 208 to 561 and encodes 117 amino acids. Lineage: Eukaryota; Metazoa; Arthropoda; Insecta; Lepidoptera; Cosmopterigidae.